UAUAUACUUCUCUAAAGUACGGUACGGUACGGCAUUAAGAUAAAAUGUCAGCCGUGGAAGCUGCUGCGAUUUCAUUUCCAAUAAAACAAGACUUUGUCCCAAGUCAAUACAAAGAUAACAAAGUAUGUGUUGUGUCAGUUAUAGGAAAGAGCCAGUACAAGACGUCCACUUCUAAAGCUUCCUCAUUCAACCCUAUUUUAGAUGCUGAUGUGUUUAAGGGUGUUAGAGGAUUCUUAAAAGACAGUGUCAACCAGGGUGACAUCGAGUGUUACUAUGAUGUUGACAGCAGUGUUGUAUACCUACACCUGACCAGUAUAUUGGAUUCUUACAGACUGACUUCAGUGUGCCAGAAACUCAAGGAUGCUUCUAUUAAGGAUUUCCAGACACUAUGGCAGCAAGAGGACUGUCACAAUGCUAAAUGUCUUCUUUUUCUCUUCCAAGUUUCUCAUAUAUUAGUUAUUUCACAUCCUAGUUCAUCAUUUGACAUCACAUAUGUGAGGCUGUUCAGGAUAUUGGAUUCUAUCAGAAUGAAGGUACAAAAAUGUGUAACAGAACAGUUGUUAGAUCUACCCAUCUCCAAAGAUUGGAAAUACAAUGGUCGUCCAUGUUCACCGAGAGUUUUGUUUGUGUUUGAGACAUCCACCAUUGAGUAUGAUCCAGAUGAAUUAGUUGAUAAUACAGGAUAUAAGAUAAGGCCACAGAGGAUCCACCCUAUCAAGAGACUACAACACUGUAUGGAGGACCAAAUCUACAAAAUUCUUAGAAAAUCUAGAGUUAUCACCAACAUCAGCAACAAUUCGCUAUUUGCUGUGCCAGCCAAUCAGGAGUUUGUAUUUAUCCAUGUAUACCAGAAUGAGGCUGCUGACCCAGUUUCUUUCUUCCUGCAGCAGAUCAGAGAUAACACGAUACAGCAUGACACAGAAUCGGACUCACCGCGUAAGAGUUACCAGUCUACAAGAAGAGGUCAAGCUGGUACAGAUAGGUCACGGUCAGUGGUGCUCUCUCGGAAUGGAGGAGAAUUUAGUUUUAAGGAGUUUUUAUGGCAGCAUAUUGAUAUGGCACUAACAAAAGGCUUUGAUGACAAUGUUGGACGGCAUCCAGUAACUGCAACAUUUGAGUUAGCAAGCAGUGAGACAUGGUUUACCUUGGCCAACAAGUUAUAUCUGAUGUUGUUCUCGGAGAAGCUAGAUCCUAAACUUCAACCACACUGUAAUACUCUCAAAUCCCUGCUAGAAACAGAUCUCAGAUUCUCAGAGAAUCGCUGUAACAAGGUGUUGCCAGUUGCUGAGAGUUCUUACCAAGAAAAUUUACCCACACACUAUGUGACCAACUACCAUCUCAGCAAGUUAGCACAAGCAAAAAAAGUGUUCAGUCAGUUUGCACGUGGUCCUGCCUGUGACAAAUACAUGAAACAGCUGGAGGAGUCAUGUGAACGAUUCUGGAAGAAUGGGAGACAACUGUGUGAGGAAAUCAGUUUGACAGGAAACCACUGUGUUAAUCCUUUACAUAAAACAGAAGAUGACCCAGAGACAGAUAGUAAUUCACACCUACCAUUGAUGUCACAUUCUAGUCAGCUUAAAAUGAAAGCAGCAUGUAAUUGUGGAAAGAAACAGGCAGACAAAGAAGAUCCAUUUAAUCACAAGGCUGCAAACUAUGAUUUCUACCAGAAACUUGAAGAAAUGUGUUGUGGGAAGUUGGACAGAUAUGAGUUCCCAGUGUUUAAAGCAAGUUCAUCUGAUAUACGAGCAGCAUCACUGAUACCUCCUGUCAAAUCAAAGAUUCAGCCAGCCAAACCUACUCACAAAGAAUCUGUGUCCAGUGCUGGGAAAGGUGAAGUGUCUGGGGUCACACAAGGGAUGGCAAGUCUUAGUCUGGCUUUAAGUUUAGAAAUGUCAUUCCCAUCUCCGUGUCAGUCAGGAGGCAGUGAUUUGUUUGCACAUGGAGGACAGAGUAACUGCAGUCCUCUGCCUGAACAAGAUGCAACACCUAAUCCAGAUCAGCCAGAAGCUCAGUCACCCACAACACCAGUAAGUCCAGCACCAUUGAGACAACACUCCACAACAGAAUAUCUUCCUGGAAUGAUCCAUACAGAAUCUCCUGUAGGUCUUCUACCCAAGUUUCCAUCCUGGUCGCUGAUCUGUCUUGGUAAAUCUACCCUCUACAGUCAUACACAAGGUUUAGACUUGCCAGGAUUUUUGAGUGGAAGUAACUUCUUAUUACCGUGGGAUAUAACUGUACAGGCUGAGAGAGAUAAAUGGCCAACUGUUGGAGAAACUUCCGGCAAGAAAGGAAAACAAAAGAAAGGAACUAGAGGGAAAGAACUAACAGAGGUUAAUCUACGAGUGUAUAUAGGAGAGGAAUAUGAAUGUCCCAGAGGUCAUAGGUUCUUCUGUAGUGGACCUGAGAAAAUAAUCAAGGUCUCUAGUACCAGUACAGUGAAGGACAAUGCAAACAAGCUUGUGAACUUAGAUAUGCCCCUGUACUGCCCUUGUCACUGCAGGUCAUCAAAAGGUUAUAUGGCUCAGAUGAUGAGGAUAUAUGUAGUCACACCAGAUGGACCCUUAAGGGUUAGUGUGAAUCCAUUAAUUCAGCCAUCACCCCACCCAUGUCCUAUAUUUCAUCCAGGGGUAGGAGAAGAGAUUGAUCUGAGCCCAGGCUCACUGUGGAUCUUACGACUGCCAUCUGUAUAUAUGGGAGACCAGGGACCAUACACCAUACCUGCAGAUGCCACACAGCUUCCAGCAUGUAGACUGUUAAAGGGAACAUUCAAUUUCAAAGAAAUUUCUGGAGAUUAAAGUCAAAAGUUAUUCAAACAGUUGUUAAACAGUACACAUGCUGCUCAGUACCUGCAUCUGCAGAUAGGAGAUAUUUUGGUCGUUGUCAGCUGCUUAGCAAGGAUGUCUCGAGUUUGUACACUAUUUGAGUCACAACCAUGUACUUUUUAGUUUGACAGCAUUACUGGAUUCGUAAAAUGCCAGCUUGAAAGUGAUUUAUGACAAACUUCUAGCUUGCCUGAAAAAAAGAAACAGUAUAAUAUAAAAGCAGUCAUUCCACUUGACAGCCAUAAAAACAGUUAAGUCAUAUAAAAAAAUGUAGUCAUGGUUGGAUUGUCAGUGCUGUUAUCAGUGAUGGCUAAUACAAAGAAAGUGUGAUACUGCUUUGUAUCUGCACUGUAAAGAAAAGUUUCAAAGAUUUAACAGUCAUUUGUUCUGUUGCUGUCUAUCUUUGAUUCUGUGAAGUUGUUGAAGAAAUGUGUUGUUUUUAGUGUUGAAAUAAUAAAUGCUUAAUAACUGUACAA
Mercenaria mercenaria is the source of this 3298-nucleotide messenger RNA. Its product is annotated as nonsense-mediated mRNA decay factor SMG8-like. Bases 45 to 2795 code for a protein of 916 amino acids. The record is from RefSeq and is a predicted model, not a curated record. Gene Ontology annotation, biological process: nuclear-transcribed mRNA catabolic process, nonsense-mediated decay. The transcript has 23 exons. Lineage: Eukaryota; Metazoa; Mollusca; Bivalvia; Venerida; Veneridae.